AUGCAGAAUGUGAUUAACACGGUGAAGGGAAAGGCACUGGAGGUGGCUGAGUACCUGACCCCGGUCCUCAAGGAAUCAAAGUUUAAGGAAACAGGUGUUAUUACCCCAGAAGAGUUUGUGGCAGCUGGAGAUCACUUAGUUCACCACUGUCCAACAUGGCAAUGGGCCUCUGGGGAAGAAUUGAAAGUAAAGGCAUACCUACCAACAGGCAAACAAUUUUUGGUCACCAAAAAUGUGCCAUGUUACAAGCGGUGCAAGCAAAUGGAAUAUUCAGAUGAAUUGGAAGCUAUCAUUGAAGAGGAUGAUGGUGAUGGAGGAUGGGUAGAUACUUAUCAUAACACAGGUAUUACAGGAAUAACUGAAGCAGUUAAGGAGAUUACACUGGAAAGCAAGGAUAGUAUAAAACUCCAAGAUUGUUCAGCAUUAUGUGAGGAGGAGGAAGAGGAAGAUGAAGAAGAAGCUGCAGAUAUGGAAGAAUAUGAAGAGAGUGGAUUGUUGGAAACAGAUGAGGCUACCCUAGACACAAGGAAAAUAGUAGAAGCUUGUAAAGCUAAAACUGAUGCUGGGAAUGAAGAUGCUAUUUUGCAAACCAGAACAUAUGACCUUUAUAUUACGUAUGAUAAAUAUUAUCAGACACCACGACUAUGGUUGUUUGGCUACGAUGAGCAACGGCAGCCUUUAACAGUUGAACACAUGUAUGAAGACAUCAGUCAAGAUCAUGUGAAGAAAACAGUGACCAUUGAAAAUCAUCCUCAUCUCCCACCACCUCCUAUGUGUUCAGUUCACCCAUGCAGGCAUGCUGAGGUGAUGAAGAAAAUCAUUGAGACUGUUGCAGAAGGAGGGGGAGAACUUGGUGUUCAUAUGUAUCUUCUAAUUUUCUUGAAAUUUGUACAAGCUGUCAUUCCAACAAUAGAAUAUGACUACACAAGACACUUCACAAUGUAA
This is a messenger RNA of Pipistrellus nathusii (Nathusius's pipistrelle), 945 nucleotides long. The record is from the annotation of a GenBank genome assembly. Lineage: Eukaryota; Metazoa; Chordata; Mammalia; Chiroptera; Vespertilionidae.